Molecule: messenger RNA, 1494 nt
Organism: Hemiscyllium ocellatum (epaulette shark)
Lineage: Eukaryota; Metazoa; Chordata; Chondrichthyes; Orectolobiformes; Hemiscylliidae
Gene: cnbpb
Product: CCHC-type zinc finger, nucleic acid binding protein b
Exons: 5
Coding region: 123-623 (166 amino acids)
Biological process (GO): positive regulation of cytoplasmic translation
Cellular component (GO): cytoplasm
Molecular function (GO): single-stranded RNA binding; mRNA binding; translation regulator activity
Source: RefSeq, a predicted model, not a curated record
CCCCCCGUGUGCAAACCGCGUGACGCGUGCAGAAGGAAAGAGCCAGAAAAAAAAACCCUGAAAGUCGGUGACCGGAGGUUGAGGGGAAGGCGCAGUCCCGAGACAACCAAAUAUAGCUCAUCAUGAACAGCCAGGAGUGCUUUACUUGUGGACGUAGUGGACAUUGGGCACGUGAGUGUCCAAAUGCAGGUGGACGCAGUCGGAUUAGAGGUCGUGGCAGAGGAAGUUUCACUGCUGCAAGAGAUAUCUGUUAUCGUUGUGGUGAAUCAGGCCACCUUGCAAAGGAUUGUGAGCUCCAGGAAGAUGCUUGCUACAACUGUGGUAAGGGUGGCCAUAUUGCCAAAGAUUGCAAGGAGCCAAAGAAGGAGAGGGAGCAGUGCUGCUAUAACUGUGGCAGACCUGGACAUCUGGCCCGUGACUGUGAUCACGCUGAUGAGCAGAAAUGUUAUUCGUGUGGAGAGUUUGGGCACAUUCAGAAGGACUGCACUAAAGUCAAGUGCUAUAGGUGUGGUGAAACUGGUCACGUUGCCAUCAAUUGCAGCAAGGCAAGUGAAGUGAACUGCUACCGUUGUGGUGAAGCUGGACAUCUUGCACGGGAAUGCACGAUCGAGGCUACAGCUUAAAUUUUUCUUUGUCGCCCCUCCUUUUUUCUGAUUGAUGGUUGUAUAAUUUCCUCUGAAUCCUCUUCACUGGCCAACGAUUGGCAGAUAGAGGCUAGUCCCAGGCCAAGUGAGCUUUACUCAAAAUGUAAAAGGAGGAAAGGGGUGGAAAUUGACUUUCUGCAUUUAACUACAAAUGUUUAUGUUUAGUUUGGUAGAGGUGUUAUGUAUAAUGCUUUGUAAAAGAACCCCCUUUCCAUGCCACUGGUGUAUAGGGAUUAAUGAGUGGGAAGAGAUGAACCCGAUCAGUGACCCUUUGGGUUCUAGAAGUGAUUCUGUGGGAGGAAACCAAACCUGGAAGUGUCUGUGAAAACUCCCGUAUGUGAUUUCUUGAAAUGUUGGCUUUGAAUUGUUUGAUCUUGGGAGCAGUUCAUCACAAUAACCAACAUCUGUAUCGGGGCCCUAUGUCUCGUAAACAGCAAAGUGGGAGUAAACAAUGAGAAAGAGCAAGCCUGUUCACACUUGAAAAGUACAGCUUUUUAUAAAAAGCAUCAUAGGAGUAACCAACUUAACCGUAGCUGAAACCCGAGUUGGUGUCGGAGAUACAGAUGUUCAAGCAGAAGUUUGAAUAAAUUUUUGAAUGUAGUUUAGAGCUAUAAUACCCAUUAUGAAAUACCACAACAAACACAUAGCAUACAGGAUUGGAACUACACAGCAGUUGAAUGUGUUUUCACAGAAAUCAAGAUGUUAUUUUUGUAUAAUACAAUUAGACUACUGUAAAGAAUCAUUUGCUUGAAAUCAGUUUUUUUAAGACAGAAGGUAAAAGCAACUGAAGUCUUAGAACUAUAGAAAUGUAAUUUUAAACUAUCAAUAAAGCUGGAGGAGGAAGGGGAAA